Molecule: messenger RNA, 2372 nt
Organism: Hibiscus syriacus
Lineage: Eukaryota; Viridiplantae; Streptophyta; Magnoliopsida; Malvales; Malvaceae
Product: cation/calcium exchanger 4-like
Exons: 1
Coding region: 256-2235 (659 amino acids)
Biological process (GO): transmembrane transport; monoatomic cation transport
Cellular component (GO): membrane
Molecular function (GO): monoatomic cation transmembrane transporter activity
Source: RefSeq, a predicted model, not a curated record
CACAACAACAACAAUAAACCCGGUCAAAUUUCCUUUUAUGUUUAAAUCUUCGAAUUUCAAACCCCAAUCUUUGCUGCUUAUGUUUCCCCUCGAAGAUCAUUAAUUUUGCGGCUUUGGUGAUCGGUAAGUAUCCCAAUUCCAUAAUUCAAUUUAUCUUAAUUCGAGGGCUGGGUUUUCAUUGCUCAUUUGCUGAAAACCCUAGUCUAAUUCCAUUUUCUAGGAAUUUUGGGAUAGCUUCAGGUAAUAGCUUAGAUAAUGAGAUCUUCAACGAGGAAUCAUCGUCUCUAUACUUCAAAAAACCCCAAAGUUCAUGGAAUUUUUAAUGGGUUAUAUGCUUUGAUCCUAUUUUUCUUAUUCUACACCCGGUCUGAUUUCUCAAGGAACCCUCAUAUAGGCCAAUCUUCUCGGCUUAUUAAUCACGUGACUCAGGGAACUGGUUUCACUGAUGGGUUUGAUCAUUUUAGUAUAAUUCAUCGAAAAGUUAGUGAACUUGAUGUGAUUUCAUCAAAUUCAGCUGUUAAGAAUGCCCAGGAGGUCUUGAAUGGAAGCUCCAGCAACCCUGGCUUGUGUUCUGGAUUGUUUGAUCACAAGGGUUUUUCUAAUCAAUGUGAGUUCUUGAAAGCUAAUUCGCAUUGUUCUUCGGAUGGAUUCUUUGAUUACAUUAAGUUUUUCUAUUGUAGUUGUGGAGAAUUUAGGAUAGCAGGUUAUGCUAUAUUGGUUCUUUGGCUUGCUGCUUUGUUUUAUCUACUGGGCAACACUGCAGCAGAUUACUUUUGCUGUUCAUUGGAGAAGCUUUCACAUCUGCUUAGGUUGCCUCCAACUGUUGCUGGGGUUGCACUCCUUCCAUUGGGAAAUGGGGCGCCCGAUGUGUUUGCGAGUAUUGCCGCAUUUUUGGGGACAGAUACGGGUGAAGUGGGUCUUAAUAGUGUGUUGGGUGGAGCAGUUUUUGUUACUUGUGUUGUUGUAGGGAUUGUUUCCCUCUGUGUAGCGGAGAAGAGGAUCCAGAUCGAUAAAAGAUGCUUUAUUAGAGAUAUUUGUUUCUUCCUUUUUACACUCAUUUCACUUAUGAUCGUAUUGGUAAUUAGUAAGGUCAGUGUCACUGGUGCUAUGGCAUUUGUCAUGAUAUAUGUGAUUUAUGCAAUUUCUGUGGCUGCAAAUGAGAUUCUGAGGAAACAUGCAAGGGGGUUGAAACUGGAUGUUGUUACUCCUUUGCUUCCUGUCCGAGGAAGUCCAGUUUUACAAGGAAGUGAAGAGGACAUUUUUGCUUAUAGUUCUCUGCUUGAUAUGGACACCGAAAAUGAUCCAUCCCAACUCCCUAAUUCCCUGCCACAGUGGAUGUGGGCUUCAAAUGUGGCUAUAUAUUCAAACAACUUCAUGAAGUUUAAUUCAGCUGAUGAAGAAAGGCCUCCAUGGGGUUGGACAGAAAAGGUUACGGAAACAAAUGACUCAUCAUUUUCAUGUUCCAAGUUAAUUUCGCUCCUGGAGCUGCCAUUGACAAUUCCAAGGCGGCUAACAAUUCCUUUAGUCGAGCAGGAAUCAUGGUCAAAACCAUAUGCUGUAGCCAGCGUUUCAUUAGCUCCCAUUCUGAUGGCUUUUCUGUGGAACAGCCAAUGUGAUGUGGGCUCUAACAGCCGAGUGAUUGCAUGGUGUGUUGGUGUUGCAGUCAGUUGCACUCUUGGUAUUCUUGCAUAUCAGCAUACUUUAUCUGAUCAUCCACCCCAGAGGCUCUUAAUUCCUUGGGUAUUUGGUGGAUUUCUUAUGAGCAUCGUGUGGUUCUAUAUGAUUGCUAAUGAGCUUGUUGCUCUAUUGGUAGCAUUUGGUGUGAUUUUUGGAAUUAAUCCAUCCAUUCUUGGAGUAACUAUCCUGGCGUGGGGCAAUUCAAUGGGUGAUUUGGUGUCGAAUGUUGCCCUAGCAAUGAAUGGGGAAGAUGGUGUACAGAUUGCCUUUUCAGGCUGCUAUGCUGGUCCCAUGUUCAACACGCUUGUCGGUUUGGGUAUCUCAAUGCUGCUCGGAGCUUGGUCGAAGAGUCCUUCUCCAUACUUGAUUCCACUGGAUAUCAGCUUGUUCUAUACAAUAGGCUUUCUCAUGUUAGGACUAAUCUGGGCACUCGUAGUCUUGCCUCGGAAUGACAUGCGCCCUGGCAAGAUUUUAGGAGUGGGUCUUAUAAUGCUCUAUGUGAUAUUUCUUUUUCUCAGGCUGAGCAGUGCUAUGGGGUUUCUAUCACUCAGGGUUUAAGUUGAUUCAUGUUUUGGUUGUAAUUAGGAGGAUCGUUUAUAUCAACAUAUUCUAUGUCAUAGAAAAUCCAUUGUUGUAUCUUGGACACUAUGAAAGGCCUUCAGUAUUUGCUGUGAAAACUCUGCCUUCCACUUCCA